Rhodofomes roseus is the source of this 1198-nucleotide messenger RNA. RefSeq lists its product as uncharacterized. The transcript has 2 exons. Gene Ontology annotation, molecular function: protein binding. The coding region runs from base 100 to 1149 and encodes 349 amino acids. NCBI's taxonomy places the organism in Eukaryota, Fungi, Basidiomycota, Agaricomycetes, Polyporales, Fomitopsidaceae. The record is from RefSeq and is a predicted model, not a curated record.
AAGACGGCGGCCCCAGCUGCAGACCGUCUCCUGCGUCCCGCACGCCACUCACCACUCGCCACUCUAUCUCGGCCUUGUCAACUGCGAAGCGACAACCGCAUGUCUGCUGAGGCUCGCGCCGCGACAUAUCGUACGACGGAUUGGUUAGUCAAGCCCUUGUGGUUCGACGACGGAAACGUGAUCCUCGUCGCUGAUGGACUACACUUCCGCGUCCACAAGAGCAUGCUCUCGAUGCACUCACCUGUGUUCCGGGACAUGUUCAAGCUGCCGCAAUCCGACACUGGCAAGAAGUCAGCCUCCGAGUUCAACCCAGACAACCUCGACGUCGUGCGUAUGCCGGACAACGGAUACCAAUUCAUCUAUCUCCUGAAAGCCAUAUAUGAGAGAUCGUUCUUCCAAGCGAAUAAGGCAGUUGGUUUUUCGGACGAGAUAGCAACGAGCAUCAUCGUCCUCGCAGACAAGUACGACAUGCAGGACCUUUACCGUGAGGCCACCCACCGCCUCAGUGGACUUCCAUACCCUACGACCUUCGCAGCCUUCGAAGUCCGGCAAGCACGCCCGCAUACAACACCUGCUCACUCGCCGAAAGCGCGGCGGGUCAACAUCACGCUGGAACCAUUCUUCCUCAUCAACGCCGCACGACGGUUGCAGACAAGAGAACUGCUGAAGAUGCUCCCCAUAGCGUUCUACUUUGCCACCAGCAUGACCACAGAAGCACUGACGGAUGGGGUGGCGCGCAAGGUCCUGCACAAGACUUUGGGGGAUUACGGACGAGAAGUCCUUGAUCCUGAAGAUACUCGGCGGUGCAUCGAGGCGAAGCCUAAGCUCGUGAAGGCGAGUCAGGACGCCACACGGUGUUUCUCGUUGGAUACCGCAAACCUCAGCCCAGCCUGUGCAGCAAAGCAACGCAGAAGCCCGUGCCUCGUAGCUCUGGAGCGGUUAUCCCAGGCAGCCGCCGGAGCAGACCUAGCGAAUAAUACAUCACCCCUGAAGUCUAGAGAGGGAUGGUUCGACAAACGCUGCACGGAUGCGCCAAUGAACAAGCUUUGCAAGGAUUGUCAAGCACAUAUCAAGCGUCUUCACAAGGAAGCAAGAGAGAAGGUGUGGAAUGACCUCAAGAAGUUGUACGACCUCGAGGCGUGGCCGUGACGAGUCGGACGGGAUCGCAGGUGGACAACCAAGAACUCACAGACAUUGU